GCGCUUGAUAUUGGAUAUUGCCCCAUACCCAUGUAAUACUGACACCAAGCAGGGAGGUUAAUUCCUCGAGCUAUAGAUGUAGCUGUAGAUGUAGAUGCUGGGGCGGCAUGCAAGAUGAGUAGUUAGAGGCAGGGGAGUUGAGGCUUGUCUGUUCUUGGUGUUGUUGAUCAUUCGUCACCGUCACCCCUCCUCUUCACUCUGCUCGUCCUCCCUCGAGAAGAUAAAGAGAGCUGGCCUCCCUUCCCUACCAAAACAUGAAACCUUCAGAUCUUCCUAGUACUCAAAAACAAUCUGAGGACACUGGGCAACCUCUCCGUUUGAGUGAGGAAACACCCACUUACACCCCCUUGCGUCAUAUCAUCCUCAACACUACUAGUUACCAUCAUCAUCACGACCACCAACAAUCCAAGCGUGAUGCUUUCGCUCCAGGAGCAUAUAGAAAGGGAGUCCGCGCGCUGGAGGGCAUCACGGGGACAUGUCUCAUACGAUGCAAAAUCCAUCGCAUCAUCGGCUGCCACCACCACCGUCGACUCCGUUUUCUCUUCACAACUGCACUCUAAAUACAGGACACACACGCUCUCACGACGCUCGUCGACCUCAAGCUUCGCAACCGAGAUCGAUCCUGAGCCAGCGCAGCAGCCAUUUGUCAUACCGCGAGACUUCAAUGGUGCGCCCAUUACUGUGUACGCCUCGCUCGAGGCAGCGGUAGCACAGAGUACGCAGUCGUUAUUGCAGAGCCAAGCCCAGGGUAACGGCCAGGGCGAGGGCGGGGGCGGGGAGUCGGGAGGAGGCGAGCAGCCCAGACGCCUCGUAACGCCCGGAAAGCUCUACGAGAACGAGGAGGAGGAUGACGAGAUCAUCUACGACUGAAAAGUGUCUCACCACCUCCCUGCUACCGGCCUCCAAUCCCGGUAGCUGGACAUAUAUCAGCGAUAAAUCGACCGAUCUCACUGUUCAGAAUCAGCCGUAAUGGUGGUUAGGAGGAUCAUGCAAGGCAUGGAUGCAUUGCUGCAUGCUAUAUAUGUAAGCUCUCCAGCUUAGCAGGCGCAUCCGAGCAGGUGUCGGGUAUACACCUCCCAUACUAGGCAUGGGGCAAGGGUGAGAGAGGGAGGGGAAGAGGAUGGGGAAGAGGAUGAGG
Xylaria bambusicola is the source of this 1138-nucleotide messenger RNA. RefSeq lists its product as uncharacterized. The transcript has 2 exons. The record is from RefSeq and is a predicted model, not a curated record. The coding region runs from base 415 to 870 and encodes 151 amino acids. Lineage: Eukaryota; Fungi; Ascomycota; Sordariomycetes; Xylariales; Xylariaceae.